Molecule: messenger RNA, 1215 nt
Organism: Condylura cristata (star-nosed mole)
Lineage: Eukaryota; Metazoa; Chordata; Mammalia; Eulipotyphla; Talpidae
Gene: SERPINA6
Product: serpin peptidase inhibitor, clade A (alpha-1 antiproteinase, antitrypsin), member 6
Exons: 4
Coding region: 1-1215 (404 amino acids)
Biological process (GO): negative regulation of endopeptidase activity
Molecular function (GO): serine-type endopeptidase inhibitor activity
Source: RefSeq, a predicted model, not a curated record
AUGCUGCUGCUUCCAUACACCUGUCUCCUCUGCCUGUCGACCAUGGGCCUUUGGACUGUCCACUCCGAGGAAGUCAGUGAUUCCGGGAGCACCAGGGGCCCUCACCGGAACAUCGCCCCAAACAAUGUGGACUUUGCCUUCAGCCUGUAUAAGCACCUCGUGGCCUCCUCUCCUGGCGAGAACGUCUUCCUCUCCCCUGUGAGCAUCUCGAUGGCUUUGGCUCUGCUGUCCCUGGGCACCAGGGGUAACACACGCACCCAGAUCCUCCAGGGACUGGGCUUCAACCUCACUGAGAUAUCUGAGGCCGAGAUCCAUCAGGGCUUCCGACUCCUCCAGAACCUCCUUGAGGAGUCAGACACCGGCUUGGAAAUGACCAUGGGCAACACCCUGUUCCUGGGACACAGCCCGGAGCUUCUGGGGUUGUUCUCCGCAGACAUCAGGCAGUACUACAAACUAGAGGCCAUAAGGACUGAUCCCCAAGACUGGGCCAGAGCCAGCAGACUCAUCAAUGAUCAUAUCAAGUAUAAGACCCAGGGGAAAAUAGACUUGCUCAUGGAACUGGAUGGCCCAGCCAGCCCCGUCCUGAUCAACUACAUCUUCUUCGCAGGCACGCUGGCACAGCCCUUCCACCCAGCGAGCACCAAGGAGGAGGACUUCCACGUGAAUGAGAUGAGCACGGUGAAGGUGCCCAUGAUGCUCCAGUCCAGCCCCAUCAAGUACCUGGAUGACCCGGUGCUGCCCUGCCUACUGGUGCAGCUGGACUACACUGGCAACGGGACCGCCUUCCUCAUCCUUCCGGACGAGGGCAAGAUGGACACGGUCAUCGCCGCGCUGAGCCGCGACACCAUUCAGAGGUGGUCCAAGUCCCUGAGAAGCAGCUGGGUACACCUGUAUAUCCCGAGGUUGUCCCUCUCUGGAGUCCACGACCUUGGGAACAUCAUGGCAGACAUGGGCAUUGCUGACCUGCUCAACAACCAGACAGACUUCUCAGGCAUCACCCAAGAGCCCCAGCUGAAGGUGUCGAAGGUGGUCCACAAGGCCGGGCUGCAGUUCGCGGAGGAGGGUGUGAAGGAUGCAGCCCCCACCCAGGUGCCCAAGGACAUCAUGGCCGCCGAGCCUCUCACCGUCAUCUUCAACCGGCCCUUCAUCAUCAUGAUCUUCGACCACUUCACCUGGAGCAGCCUUUUGCUAGGCAAGGUGGAGAAUCCAAGCUGA